GUUAUUAGCUUUUCCACUUCUUUUUCUUAUUUCCUCAAGUAGUAGAUCCCCAAAGUACACCACACUUCCCAUAUAGCGGGGUUUCAUCUCCAGACUUUCAACCUUUUAAGCACUCUGUUCCUUUUUAUUCCGUCUUCCCUUUCUCCCUUUCUCCAAAUUACCCCAUACUCGGUCAGCUUACAUGAAUUCCUUUGACCCUCAAAAAUCUCAAAAACAACUCGUCCACCUUUAUCCACAAGAACGCAUUUCUUUUCCUCAACGACGGAGCAACAGUUUUCAAGAGAAUAGUUUUCUUCCACCAUCGCCUUUACAAGUUUCCCAUCGCUCAGUAUCUUACGAAAACACACCUGAUUCGACUUUAGAGUCGAUUGCUUUAGCUCAAGUAUCAAGCGAUCUUCAUGAGGUUAUACGCAGCUACCAAUCCAGGCCGGACCUGCUCAAGCUGAUAUUGCGAAGUAAAGUGGAGGAAGACAAACGGCGAACUGAAGAAGCUAAACUACGAACGAAAGAGAUUGAUUUACUGCUAUUACAAUACAAGCACAUGGGACUCGUGUCAGCCACUAACUCUCCCGCCGCGCAAAACACUCAAGUGGUGGAAUAUCAGAAUGGAAUCCCGCUUCCCUCGUUACCACGUUCAACCACUUCCACGUUUAACCACGUGCGAGGAAACAUUACUCGGUCUGAUGACCAACAUGAACCCCGUUUGGCAAACCAAUCCUACUGGGUUGAUGAUGAAUUCGAGAGAUCAUCUACCUCUACCUUGACUUCCUCGCUUCGUUCUUAUCAAAUGUCAUCACCUCCCUCAAGGAAGCAUCCUCUAUCUCCUCCGUUAUCGAGCUCAAACUCCAUUGAUGAGCGUCAGUCUAACGCUGAACACGAUAGUAUUGACAGCCACCGUACUCGUCGACGACGAGAGAUGCAGCCAAUAACUAACAUCAUUGAAACCACUGAGUUCCCGUAUCAAGAUGGCUACUGCUGGAAGAAUAACGGAACUAAUCGUAAAACCGGCAACAAGAGCAUUUAUUAUAAAUGUAGCAGUAGCAACAAUGGAUGCCCUGUGAACAAGACUGUCCUAGACCGAGGAAACGGAACGUUUGUAAUUAAAUAUCGCGGCGAACAUUUGCCAGAGUGUGCUAGUGUUCGUCAGAUAUUCGAUAACUAGCAAACGCAAAAUUUUCUCAAAACCCGGCUCCUACCCAUUACAUAACCUACUGAACUCAAUAUAAUCGCCUCUGCACUUCCUUAACCCAAUUGUCAUGAAACCUCACUACCCUUCUUCUCCCUGUGAAAUAACAAGUAUACCGAAGAAACGCUCAAUCCUCUCCUUUCUGCUUCCCUUUGCUGUUUCUUUCCUAACUUUUUAUUCUCUAUUUCGAUUUUGAAAAAAUGAAAAAAGCCCCUGUACAUCUCUUUCCUUUCUCAAUACUAUUCACCACCCAUAGUGUUUAAUUUAAUCACAUACUAUGAAAGCUUACAACAAGCUUGCUUGAUACCAAAAGCUUGUUCUCAGUACAUUAAAGUUAUCUAUGGUACUAAAUUCUAUCGUGGA
Umbelopsis ramanniana AG is the source of this 1549-nucleotide messenger RNA. RefSeq lists its product as uncharacterized. Gene Ontology annotation, molecular function: DNA-binding transcription factor activity; sequence-specific DNA binding. The record is from RefSeq and is a predicted model, not a curated record. The transcript has 2 exons. The coding region runs from base 182 to 1162 and encodes 326 amino acids. Gene Ontology annotation, biological process: regulation of DNA-templated transcription. Lineage: Eukaryota; Fungi; Mucoromycota; Umbelopsidomycetes; Umbelopsidales; Umbelopsidaceae.